CUGGAAACUCUGGGGAAAUCCCCGCCGUGGAGGCCCUGGGAAGUCCCCGGGAUUUCCCCUGCAGUCGCAACCCAGUGCUCGACUCGGAAUGGCAGUUCAGUACGCCAUCGUCACCAGUGUCAGGUCCCUAGAUGUCUGGCCUCGAGCUGUGGAGGCACUACGCUCAAAUACGAGGAGAAGUGGCCGGGAAAAGUACGCCUCAUCACUUAUGACUCGGCAGCCCCCGGCGGCGUCCGGAACUCUCUCCCUUCACUCCGCGACCACUCGCCCUCCUUCACCUGCUUCUUGGAGCACCACUCCCUCUGCUCCAAAGAGUUCGUCCGCGCCGUCAAUCAACUGACUCGGGAGUUGGAUCCUUCAACUCCUUACGGCGACACCGUGUGGGGAAUACUGACUGGAUUCGACGAGGAAGACGUCCUGUUUGCAGUCAGACAGCCACCUCUGGUGAUCAGGCGAGCCACUGGCAACAGCCCCAUGUGGGUCAACACGUUUCCCUCUGGUCUAUGGUUCUCUGAGGGCGAGAAGGGCGUCGCCAUUCGCAAGCUGCCCACUGAGGACUCGGAACAACGAGAGACCUGUCCUGACGAUGCUACGGCCGUGUUUGUCAGAGAACUAAGUGCCGUCAGAGACAUAGACAAUGAUGAGGGAGUGGAUUUCAUUGGCACAAGUGGUCAUGCCACCGAACAGAACCUCGACAUGGGCUACAGCUUCAAGAGCGGAGCCCUCAUCUCCGAUAAAGGGCAGCUCAACGGCCGCCUGCUAGACGGUUCACCGCUCACGCCAGUGGAACGGACCGAGUGUCCGAAAAUUCUUAGUGCUGCCGGGAAUUGCCUCAUGGGUCACAUACUGGACGAGGACUCGAUGGCCCUGGGCUGGAUGCACAGUGCGUGUGUGGUCCAGAUGACUGGCUACGUCGUGGAGACCUGGUUCGGUUAUGGAGGGUGGGGUGUCAACAACUACUUCUGCGAGGAACCGGGCGGAAUGAACUUCAGCGAGGCCUUCUUUGCCAAUCAGCAGGCCCUCCUGUACACACUAGAGUCAAAGUAUGGUCAGACCUGCAAAGUGUCAGGGGAUAUCCCUCGUGAGCAUGAGGGACUCCUCCACGACCGAGACAACGUGGCAUUCUAUGGGGACCCUGCGUGGGAAGCCUCCCUCGAGAAAGGCUCUCCUCGUGCUAAUUACUCCCACACUGUGACUAAGAGGACGACCGCUGGUGAUGGCGGCUGGGCAGAGUGGGAGUACCGACUCACCACUCUACAGUCGGGGAAGUGGUCUCGCCCUCCGGUCUAUGUGUUCCCUGCCAGAGUACAGAGACAAUACUACCGCUACGUGGCGAUGUCUGCCAGUGGGUCUUCAGCCAAAGGAGCAGAAUCAAGCAGACCAGAUGAUGUUGUUGUUUAUAGACGGCAGAGAGAAGAGAGUAAAAAGGUGGCGGUUAUGAGUAAGCUGAGAAAAGCAGCAAGUCUUGGUUAUUCACCAGCGGAGCAUGAAGAAUUGGCUCUUGCUCUAAGCAAUGAAGAGAGAAUGAAGGAAAAGUACUUCAGUGGUAUCAUGGAGAGUGCGAAGGAGGCGGUAGAUGAAGUAAGGAAGGAGAAAGAAGAUCACAGAGGAGGGAUCAGGAAUCCACAGGAGCAGCAGACCUGCAUGGCUGGCAUCGCUAGGGAAGCCUAUCGAGUGAAAACAAUAGAGGUGAAGUUAGCAUUCCGCACCCUCAGAACCCGGAGAUGGCAGCGUGUAGCCGAGCUAAUCAACAGACAUGUCAAGAACUUUGAGUAUGGGGCGUUUCAUGCUGCAAUCAUCAUCGGAGACACUGUGCUCGAAUGGAACGACUCCAGCCUGGUCAUUCCACAGAAAACAUGCAGGACGGAAUGGGCAUUUUGCUCUUCUGUUCACUCUCACGACAAAGGGAGCAUGAAAACUGUACUUGGCAGUCCCGUACCUGUUCGGGCCAGUCACGAAAGAACCGACCAGUGUUUCGAUAGUAUAGUCAAGAAACUUGAGGACAUUCGCAAAGAGAAAGAGCUAUUGAUUAGCGAACUAGUACAUGUGGCGGUUAAAUACAACACCAAGCUCCACUAUGGCGUCAUCAGCAACAACUGCCAGCACUUUGUCAAGGAUUGCCUCGGGGUGAUUGAUGUAUCAGACGACAGGUUCCCUUUUCAGGGAAGAGUCAGAGAGCUAGCCGACCUCAUAGUCGAUGGCCCUAACAACACGCUAUCGAGCGAUUUUCCGACACAUGAGGAGCUCAGCUCCCACGUUCAGGCUCACAUCCAUGAAAUGAGCCGAGGAGACAUAGAGUACUGCCUGUGUCUCUAUCAUCUCUUUCAUGCUUUUAAUGGAGGCUCGAAAUGCUCGUACGAAACCUGUCACGAAACGACCCUUACCGAGGCACUUGAGAAAAUGAUGUUAGAGUAG
Molecule: messenger RNA, 2415 nt
Organism: Geodia barretti
Lineage: Eukaryota; Metazoa; Porifera; Demospongiae; Tetractinellida; Geodiidae
Source: the annotation of a GenBank genome assembly